Fraxinus pennsylvanica is the source of this 1188-nucleotide messenger RNA. The record is from the annotation of a GenBank genome assembly. NCBI's taxonomy places the organism in Eukaryota, Viridiplantae, Streptophyta, Magnoliopsida, Lamiales, Oleaceae.
AUGAAGAAGAAUUCUGCAUCGUUAAGAAAUUCGGGUGCAUAUACCAGCCCUGGAACGCCAGAGUAUGGUGAUAACAACGUGGGGGGAAUUCCGAAGGGUUGGAGUUCCGAGCGAGUUCCGAUUCCUACUAAUAGUAGCCGAAGGCAUAUUAAUGCUGCUGCAUUUAUGCCAUUUAAUAGUGGAAGGACCCUGCCUUCGAAAUGGGAUGACGCUGAGAGAUGGAUUACGAGCCCAGUUUCGGGAUAUGGUGCUGGUAAGACAUCGACUGUGCUACCUCAGAGGCGACCAAAGUCCAAGAGUGGUCCGCUGGGGUCUCCAGGACUUGUGUAUUUAUCCAAUUAUUCGCCCAUCACGCCUGUGCUGGAAAGUGGAAGUGUGACAAAUUUCGUGGCAAGCUCACCACUUACGACCGGGGUCUUGGUGCCCGAUGGCUUAUCAAUUCAUAAUGGUGCUGGCAUUUCUGCAAAAUCAAAGUCUCUUUAUCCUGGGAAUAGCAUGGCUCGAUCAACUAGCGUGCCUGGCUUGUCAGAUAUGCUAAGUGAAUCUUCAAUGCCAAGUUCUCAAGAUGAUAAACCUGAUAGCACCAAGAAGGAUGAAGCUGCAGUUUCGUGGGAUGUUUCACGUCGGGAUAUGGCAACUCAGAUGAGCCCGGAAGGCAGCACGCAUUCAUCUUCCAAAGGAAGGUUAUCAUUCUCCAGUCUCCCUUUCUCUGUCCCGAGUUUAGUGGAGCCACACAGCAAUCAUUGGGCCAAAGAUGAAGUCAGGGAUGUCCAAGUAGACAAAGGCGUCACUGUAGCCAGGCAGUCCAAGAAAAAAGGAUUGAGAAAGAUGAGAGGUUCGCCAAAUGCUGCAGAAAUACCUUCACGGUUUGAUGUUGCAGAGGCAUCAAAUAGCUUGGCAAAGCUGCAAAGAGAAGAAGCCAAGAUCACUGCUUGGGAAAACUUGCAGAAGGCAAAAGCUGAGGCAGCAAUGCGAAAACUCGAGGUGAAACUUGAAAAGAAGAGAUCAGCAUCCAUGGACAAAAUCUUGAACAGGCUCAAAACUGCUCAGAUAAAAGCGCAAGUGAUGAGAAACUCGUCCAAAGACCAUGCUCAGCAAGCUCCAAAAACUUCUAAACAACGGGUUUUCUUCUGUACAUAUAUCAAAAUGGGUUCUUUCAGCAAUUACUUUUGCUGCCAUAGAAACUAG